Messenger RNA from Ipomoea nil (Japanese morning glory), 1304 nucleotides. Its product is annotated as CBS domain-containing protein CBSX1, chloroplastic-like. The coding region runs from base 280 to 963 and encodes 227 amino acids. NCBI's taxonomy places the organism in Eukaryota, Viridiplantae, Streptophyta, Magnoliopsida, Solanales, Convolvulaceae. The transcript has 8 exons. The record is from RefSeq and is a predicted model, not a curated record.
UUGUCAUCGACCGCCUCACGUUAACUGGCACUUUCAGUCCAGCAGAUUUUCUGUGAACAAAGUAAAAGAAAGGCUACUGUUUGAAUCUCACACGAAAUCGAAUUAUUCGUGUUUUCAACGCACCGCACUUUCCCCUUCUCCAGCGUUUAUUUAACCUCAUUAUAACCUUUUGUAUGGAAUAUCUGAAUUAUUAUCGCUAAGUUGGAUUCAACUUUUUGGGAAGAAUUAUUAUCGCUUCCAAGUUCCAACGCACGCUCAUUACUUGAUACAGAAUCUUCCAUGGCCGCCAUUAGUAACCAUAUCUUGCCGUGCGCACUUACUCACCGUAGCCGCCCCCUUCCGACACCUUACACCGCCGUUAAAUGUUCCGUUUCUAGCCGCCGGUUAUAUAGACGCUCGGAAUCCCGCUCGCAGGCUGCCGUGAGUGCCGUCCCUUCCUCCGCCGCCACCAAUUCUCGGCCGCCAGGAGACGUACAGUACACUGUUGGAGAUUUUAUGACCGGAAAAAAGGAUUUACAUGUUGUGAAACCGACUACAACUGUUGAUGAAGCGCUUGAGGCUCUGGUGGAGAAGAGAGUUACCGGAUUUCCGGUGAUAGAUGACGAUUGGAAUUUGGUAGGUGUUGUAUCAGAUUAUGACUUAUUGGCACUCGAUUCUAUCUCAGGUGGUAGCCAAUGUGAUACAAACUUGUUUCCUGAUGUUAAUAGUUCUUGGAAGACUUUCAAUGAGAUCCAGAAACUGUUAAGUAAAACUAAUGGGAAAGUGGUUGGUGAUCUUAUGACACCAAAUCCUCUUGCUGUUCGUCAAAACACUAACCUUGAGGAUGCUGCAAGGUUGCUGCUUAAAACAAAGUACCGCCGACUUCCAGUUGUAGACAGUGAUGGCAAACUGGUUGGAAUUAUUACAAGGGGCAAUGUAGUUAAUGCUGCUCUUCAAAUAAAACACAGCUCCGAGAAGAUGUGAUGACUGCAUAAUAUACUCUUUCAGUCGUCAUCACGAGAUUCGCCAUUGGACAGAUGCAUAAUAUACUCUUUCAGUCGUCAUCACAGCGGUUAGACAGAUUGUAGUUUUAUUUAGUUUGAAGAGUGGAGUUCCAUCAUACCAACAUUUACGGGUGAGUUCCAAAUCCGCAGAAUGGGAGGAUGCUAUAUAAACUAGAUUGAGGAGAAGUGGAAAAGUAAAUACCAAAUUACCAAAUACUUGAAAUCUUUCUGUGGGCAAUUUUUUAAUGGUAAUGUUGUGUAGACCAGUUGCUUCUCUUCUAUGAUCUCAUAUAGCAUCUCUUUGUUGUAGGGUUUAAGGAA